Salvelinus sp. IW2-2015 is the source of this 1289-nucleotide messenger RNA. Its product is annotated as haptoglobin. Gene Ontology annotation, biological process: proteolysis. The record is from RefSeq and is a predicted model, not a curated record. Lineage: Eukaryota; Metazoa; Chordata; Actinopteri; Salmoniformes; Salmonidae. Gene Ontology annotation, molecular function: serine-type endopeptidase activity.
AGACAGGGGGUGAGUUCUCUCCUCAGCAGAUAUAAGGUCUUGGUCCCAUAACUUCUCACGGAGUACAUCGUCUUUACAGAGGAGACACAGCUCAACAUACAAACUGAUAUACUGAUAUUUCCAUCAAAAUGUGGUCAUCCCUGGCAGUGCUCCUCACAGCCUCCUGUGUCUGUCUGGCUCAGGUCAGAAUCAAAAUCAAAACCCAAGAAUCACAUGCAAUUGAUGAGAUCUCAGGCGAUUCAGACCUGCGCUUCAGGCGUAUGGUUGGGGGCACUCUGGCCCCUCAUGUCCCCUGGCAGGCCAUGGUCUACCUGAGUGAAAACGUCAUGAARGGGGGCUUCGCUGGGGGAGCUCUAAUCUCUGACCGCUGGGUCCUGACCGCUGGCAGGAACUUGUUUGUCAGGAAGAGUAGGCAGGACACCAAGGGGAAAGAACCAAUCAUCCCCAAGGUGUACCUAGGCAUCACGCGACGCUCCCAAGCCAAUGCCUCCAAAGAAGUUGCUGUAGAAAAGGUGGUUCUGCACCCAGGCUUCCAGAACGUGUCAGACUGGGACAACAACCUGGCUCUGAUUCAGCUGAAGGAGCCAUUCACACUGAGCGAGGAUGUGAUGCCCAUCCCUCUGCCUGAGAGGGGUGAGGACCUGGCUGAGGCAGCCCAGGAGAAAGGCAUCAUCACAGGCUGGGGCUGGGGGGUCCACUUCACCCCCGCUGAGUCACUGAAACACCUGGUGUUGCCUGUGGRAUCGCARYGCURCUGUAAGGCAGAGUACKACCGCGGUGGCCAAGUGCUGAGCGGGACUCCAACCAUAGACGACAACAUGUUCUGUACUGGAGCCAGCAAGUACCAGGAGAAUGUGUGCUUUGGGGAUGCAGGCGGUGCCCUGGCAGUUCAGGACCCCAAAGACGGCAGAGUGUAUGCUGUAGGGAUCCUGUCCUUCGAUAAGYCCUGUGCCYMGGAGAAAUACGCUGUCUACAUGAAGCUCUCUGCCUACAUGCCUUGGAUCAACAGUGUCCUCAGGGGCGACAGUGAGACAUCAGCCAGUCUCCGCUCCAGUGUAAUGUCUGAGAUGUAUUCGAGGCAGUUGUAGCCUCCACUCAGCACAGUUUCAGAUAUGAGAGCCGGGGCUCAUAAUCUCCAUUAUGCCUUUGCAAACAAAGUCAUUUUCUGCCUUGAUCUUGUAAAACUCUCUCAAGUUAUGACUUUCUUUGAGUGUGUGUCCCCGCCUGAUUGAGUAUGUCUUCCGAUGUUGAUUUCAAAGGAUUUUCAAUAAAUUCAUCUCUCUUAAGAA